GGAGAUGGUGAAGGAAGACUAUCGCGUGUUCGUGGGCGGCCUGUCGUGGGACAUUACCGAGCGCCAGCUCGAAAGAGCUUUCGGCCGGUUCGGCAAGGUCAUCGAGUCUCAGAUCUCAGUGGAUGGUUUGUGACUUUGUGGAAGGAAUUACUAUAUUUUUUACUAAGCAUGAAAGAGUCUUCAUGAAAGGGUCCAUACUUGGGCACAGUGGCUAAUGAUGCUCAUACAUUUGAAAUGAGAGUAGCAUGUAGAAUUGGGGGAAUUACUUGAAAAGUGAAUAGAAGGUUCCGUUUUAGCAGAAGAAGAGGUUUCUCGGUAGCUUGCUACCCCAGUCUCUGCAUAAAGACAGUGCGAAGUUGCUUUUGCACAAUGGAAGUGCAAUUUUUUUUCUUUGAGAUGAAGAAACGAUGCCUUGGUUCCUACAAGUUACUUGAUACGAGAGGCUCAGAAUCCAUGCCUUUCUGUAUCAUCCUUUCGUGGAAAUUGGAUGCCGUUUGCCUCCUUUUAGUAGUUCAGGGCUUCUGAUCUCUGUUUCAAGUUUUCACAUGUUAUCUUUGGAGAUGUCAGGCGAGCAGGGGAAGUAUGAUUUUAUCAACUGUAACUUUGCAGCUGAAAGAAAUACACCGACUUUAACCAUUCUUUUUGGUGAGGAUGUGUUGAUAACGAUUCGCGGUUGCUAGGGGAAUAUGUUUGAGGCUAGCUUGGGAUAUCUGCUAGAGUGAUUGGCUUAUGAUAUCAACCAUUUCCUUUUUGGCCAAAUUUGCUCCUUCUUUCCUUUUUCCAUUGAUUUAUAUAUAAGCAAUGGUACAGAACCAAAGGACGUGGGAAGUUCAGUUCAAUUAAGAGUAAAUCAACAGUUGUCUCACCUAUCUGGAGAAAGUCCUCUGCCGUUUUUUAGUGUCCCAAGAAUCUAAAGAAUCAGUUAUUUUGUUGCCUGUUCGGUAUUCAGUGUAAAGCAGGAGGGUUGCCGUUCCUUGAUCUGUUACUCCGUGGAAAAUAUGUUGUAGGCAGAGUCAAAUGGCUCUGCUUAUCCAGCCUUGAGGAGGGAUGGUGAGAAGAUUCAUUUUAAGUUCCAUGGAGAUCAAAGAUUGAUUGCUAAUGCUGAUGUUGAUUGAGAUUUAUGUAGGACCUUUUGAUAUCAAACUUUUAAUGGAUAAGGAAACUUAAAAUUAGACCCUGAUGAUUUGAUUGCUCAAUUAGAGGCUGUGGUUCUAAUAAGAAAUCUUUCUGCAUGGGCUGGCAUAUGAGGCUACUGAUGCAACCCAGUAUAUGUUCAUCAACCGCUGUCCAUGUUAGGUUUACAUCCAGCUGCUUGAUAGCCAUAUUGAGACUCAUCAGAUCUGUUUUGUCCGUCCGAGAGGAGAAUCAGCUCUUCCUCAGGGAUCAGCUCUCAUAAUUUUGUGUUAUCAGUGUGAGUGGUUCCAUUUGUGAUUUAGUAUUUGAGUUUGUUCGAUUGGGUCAGCUUUUGGCAGUUUCAAGUGCUGAUUGGCCUGAAAAACCUUUUGUUCCUGUCCUCUCUCGAGAUACAUUCUGUCCUCAUAGUAUAACUUCGGAAUACCCUACCAAAGAGAUUGGUGGUAUGAUGUGCGAUCUUCUGAUGGCGGAUCAGUGACUUUCAUAUAACAAGGGCAAUGUGGAGGUGGACACCUACAGUUGUAUCUGUGUGCUAAUUCUGAGAGAUUGUAGAUUUUCCUUUGAGUACUGUCUCUGUUCUCUUUCUUUCCCCGUUUUCUUUUCUGGAAGCAAGAUAUUUCACUGCAGCAGAAUUAUGAACCAAAUUUUCCAACACAAAUUUGAGGAAACAUACCGUGAUGUGCCAUUAGCAUUGAGUAAUUACAGUAUCCAAUGACAAAAAUACUGGAUCGCUGUAAAGUUUUCUCUUCUGUGGGUAAUGCCUGUUCACUAACUGUUGAAGGGGACUAUUAAGAAAUUUGAUGCCGUCAGAACCCUUGACGUGGUCUGAUCUUUACAGUGUUCAUUGCUGGUAUGAGCUGUUUGAGUUUAAGUCUCUUGGCGGCAACAUCAUCUUCUAGAGAAAAUGAAGAAAAUCAGAUUUAAUGGACACUUCUAGUCCAUUCAAAAGUUGUCAGUUGUGUGGUCUAUGACGCGAUUGGCUGAUGCCAGAAUUGCUUUCUCAAUCUUUUGGGGGUACUGAGAACGAAAUUCCGUUUCAACUAAUUUUGGACUGUGCAAUGGCAGACCGUCUUGUGUUAGAUACAAUGCAUUUGUUUGACUCCUUGUCAUGCCUUUCUUGUUAUACAAAACGAAUUAUGCUGGAAAGAGACACAGGCCGUCCUCGUGGAUUUGGGUUUGUAACCUAUGCAGAUCGACGUGGUAUGGAGGAUGCUAUCAGAGAGAUGCAUGGACGCGAAUUUGGUGACCGUAUUAUCUCAGUGAACAAAGCUCAACCCAAAAUGGCAGAUGAUGGGGACCAUGCCUAUCGUGGAGGCUACUCAUCAGGGGGUCGGGGAAAUUAUGGAGGAGACAGGCCUGCUGGACAAGAUGAAUGCUUCAAAUGUGGGCGCCUCGGUCAUUGGGCUCGUGAUUGCCCUUCGGCAGGCGGUGGACGAGGUGGGGGUGGUCCUCCACUCUCCUCACAUUCUCGUUACGGAGGGGCUGGUAGUGGUGGAGAUCGCUUCGGGGGAGAACGUGAUCGUUUCAUUGAUGACCGCUAUGAUGGAGGCCGUUUUGGGGAUAGGGACCGCUUUGAGAGCAGAGAUGUCAAACAUGCUGGCCGUGAUCGCUAUGUUAGCGACAGGUACGCAUCUGGUGAUCGCUUUGCCAGUGACAGAUAUGGUGGUUCAGAUCGCUAUCCUCAGAACGGUUUCAACAAAGAUAGAGGCUACGACAGGGAUGCCGGCCCACGAGGUGGUGGUGACAGGUACGGGAGUGGAGGGCCGGCACGGAACGAGGAUCGGAGCUACCGAAGCAGGGCGGGUCCUUAUGACCGUCCAAGCCGGGGAGGGCGCCCAUCUUCAUUUGAGCGCUACUGAACACUUGGGAGUGCGCUCCAACUGUCCUGCCUCCAGUCUUGUUUAGGCUUAUAUGCCCGACUGUCGGUGUCCCGCUUAUCUUCAAUGUAGGAUGUUUCAGCUGCGACGACUAGCAUGUUUUGCAAACCUCUUACUCUUCAUUUGGUUUUUAUCUGUGUAUGGUCUGUUCAUCUCGCUACCAACUAUAGCGUGUUCUAUGAAAACUUAGGUCAUGUUUUUUCUAUGUAUGUGCUGCUUUUAUAUGGAAUAUGAUGAUGACAUUGAUCUA
Messenger RNA from Syzygium oleosum, 3261 nucleotides. RefSeq names its product glycine-rich RNA-binding protein RZ1C. NCBI's taxonomy places the organism in Eukaryota, Viridiplantae, Streptophyta, Magnoliopsida, Myrtales, Myrtaceae. The transcript has 4 exons. The coding region runs from base 2118 to 2993 and encodes 291 amino acids. Gene Ontology annotation, molecular function: RNA binding; zinc ion binding. The record is from RefSeq and is a predicted model, not a curated record.